ACAAUCUUCCAUUUCUUUAAUCAAAACAAAUCGUAAAAAAUCUCUUACACAAACUUUUCAUUAGAAAAAUCAUCUGAUUUAAGUUGUAAAAGUAUAAAAUCAUUUUUAUCAAGCAUGUCAAAACCAAAUUCAGGAUUAACAUCAAAUGCAAAUGAACUUGAAUGGAUUCAAAUGAGGAAAGAAUUUAGCGCCGAUAGCGGCGUUGAAACAAAUAAAGAAAAGUUCAUACGAAAGUUUAAGUCAAAUCCUCUUGUUCCAACCGGAUGUUUAUUAACAGCAGCGGCUCUCACUUAUGGUCUUUAUAGUUUUCGUAAAGGUGAAAGAAAAAUGUCACAAAUGAUGAUGAGGGUUCGUAUUGCUGCACAAGGUUUUACAGUUGUAGCAUUAGUUAUAGGCGUUAUGACUGCUACUACCACCAUAGGAAACAAAGAUGAAAAGAAAUAAGCGUCAAUAGCGCAAUGCAAUUAAUGAAUUCUAGUGAGUUAUUUUACAAUGAGAUAUUUGCGUUUUAUUGGUAACAAAUGAGUUAUUAUGUACAAGUUAAACAUUUAUUAAAAUUAUCUUUAUGGUAAAGUGAACUAUUUCAUUAUAUUAAAUCUGUUAAUAUCC
Clunio marinus is the source of this 609-nucleotide messenger RNA. The record is from the annotation of a GenBank genome assembly. NCBI's taxonomy places the organism in Eukaryota, Metazoa, Arthropoda, Insecta, Diptera, Chironomidae.